AUGGGGGUCACGACGCGAUCCCGCCUCAACCGCAGGCGAGUCAACGCUCUGGUCUUCGUCACGGACAAGAUUGGCCCUGAAGUCCUCCCUUUCCUCAUACAAAACCCAGACCUCAACCUGCGAGUAAUAUCAGACACUCCCAAGGCCGAAUUCCAGCAGUAUAUGAGUUCUGGUAUCAGUCUCGACAAAGUACAAUGGUUCGACAACUCUCCACAAGAUCCCUAUCGAAAUCAAGCCAUGAUGCAGGGACAUAAAUUGGCAAGAUGGGCAGACCUCAUGUUCAUUGUGUUGGAUGCAGGCAUGAUUUCCAUGAUGUUGAGUGGCUUCACAACCGAUGUGAUCUUACAUACGCUCAGGUGCUGGGACGUAUCGAAAAGGAUUGCUCUUCUACCAGAGAUGAGCGUGGAUCAGUGGAAACACCCCAUGUGGAAGAAACAAUUAUCCAAACUCGAGCGCAAAUGGGAUUGGGUCCAUGUUCUCCGGCCUGCACUUUGGGAUUACGCUCAAGACCCUCACAACCACACUCAGCCAGGCCCUGACCCCUUGGGCGAAGAACUCGAGAUUGAAUGGCAAUGGGAUGGCCCGGAGGAGAUCAUUGAAGCCAUCGAUAGUGAAGCCCAAACCAUCUUCCGCUCGAUGCAUUCCAAGUUAUCCUCCGCUAUCCCACGCCUUUCGCCCGCGAACCCAGCCUGCUCCAAACCACGCCUCCCCGCCGAAAUAUGGACCAUCAUCCUGGACGCCUUAGGUGAUUGGGAAUUGGCCACCGCCCUAGGAAUCUACACCCACAUCCGCACACCGCACGAGUGGGAGACUCUCGUUCCAAAAUCGGGAUCCAAGAAGAUCCCGUCUCUUGAAUACACGAUCCUCACGCAGCCACUCUCCCAAAUAAAGGCCUACUUCACGAACAACACAUCAUCCCAGCUCUCCCCUAUAGCAACUCGGCUCAUCUUCCGUUUCAGCAUGACCGAUCUCCUAACCUACCUCGCUCUACAACAGAAAGAUAUUUUCUGGACGUCCUUUGGCCUCGCCCUCCUCCCACACAAGGCCUCACUGAUCUACAACUCACCCACCAUUCUGCAGUGGUGGCUCGACUGCCCGGCCGUCAUCAAGAAGGAGUACGGCCCCGAGGCCAUGGAUGGCGCAUCGCGUGCCGGCUUCGUCGAGGUUCUCGACUGGUGGCUCAACUCAGGCCUGAAACUGACGUACACGGAAAAAGCGCUCGAGUCGGCGUCGGCUAAGGGUCACGUCGAGGUUCUGGAAUGGUGGCGCAUCAAUUCCCUCAAGAUGGCCGGUACCGAGCACGAGAUGCCUCUGAAAGUAGGCAAGUCGAUUUUACUGGCCGCCCAGUCCGGCCGCGUCAACAGCAUCGAGUGGUGGGAAAACAGCCAGAUACCCUACGCGCACGAAGACGGCGUUGCAAGGCUCGCCUCGCAGCACGGCCAUGUCGCUGUCCUCGAGCUCUGGCAUAAGUACAAGGGCAGUAAGAUGAUUUUCGACAACCAGGUCCUGGUUGGUGCUACCAAAAACGGUCACGCGGGCGUGCUGCAGUGGUGGAAGGACGUCUCGCGCAAGACUGAUAUCAGAGUCGAGUAUAAGACCUGCGAUAUUGAGGAGGCUAUGGAGGAUGCUGUCGGUGGUGGCGGCGAGGGUGAGGUCAGGGAGUGGUGGGGAAGGAAUGGGUUGAAUCUAGGUGUUGGCACUGGCGAGUGGAUGAGGGUCAAGACAUUGUGA
Messenger RNA from Exophiala viscosa, 1731 nucleotides. RefSeq lists its product as uncharacterized. Lineage: Eukaryota; Fungi; Ascomycota; Eurotiomycetes; Chaetothyriales; Herpotrichiellaceae. The record is from RefSeq and is a predicted model, not a curated record. Gene Ontology annotation, biological process: coenzyme A biosynthetic process. Gene Ontology annotation, cellular component: phosphopantothenoylcysteine decarboxylase complex. The coding region runs from base 1 to 1731 and encodes 576 amino acids. Gene Ontology annotation, molecular function: phosphopantothenoylcysteine decarboxylase activity; FMN binding. The transcript has a single exon.